Molecule: messenger RNA, 7911 nt
Organism: Symbiodinium sp. CCMP2456
Lineage: Eukaryota; Dinophyceae; Suessiales; Symbiodiniaceae
Source: the annotation of a GenBank genome assembly
AUGUACCAGGAUCGCCUGCAAAAACACCCCACAUGCAAUCAGUGUGGAAACAAGUGGGGCGUCCCUGCUGGGCCAACUAGGCGUCGAGCAGAUAAGACUUCACACCCGCAAAGCGCGGAAACAAGAACCGUGCAGGAAUCCACCAAAAGCGUCAAGUGGGGUAAAGCUGGAGGCUUGGUGCGAAAGAUGUGGGACCAGCUACCAAUGGGAGUGCAAACUGUUUUCCUCGCAUCGGGGUGGAACAUGGAUGCCGUUAGCCCGCCGCCCGGCCUUAACCAUUCGGCUAAGGAUGCGCAGGGUCAUAAGGAAGGGCAUUAUGAAGUGGAUGAGGCAGUCCACCAAUUGUGGGAGCAGGCCGACCCCAUGCAGAGGGAGCUCCUGAUCCGCGUAGGGCUACAGCCACCGGAGGAGCCGCCUAAGGGGUUAGAAGAGCUUUGGCGGCAAUACGCUAAGGCGACUUAUGCCACCUUGUUGGAGGAGAUGAAAAGCAUGAGUCGCAAGGUCGAUGAGCAAAACGUGUUGGUGGAGAAGCUCCAGAAAAGUUUGCAGGAGAGGGUCCCCACACCAGCCGAUGUGCAGGAGGAUAGAGGUGCGGAGUUCGGUCUCCGCGGUGCUCCAGUUGAUGGUUGCCAGGAGCAGGGGUGGUUCCACGUGACCAAGCAUAGGCUCCUUCACGUCCUGAAGCAGGCUGAGUUGAGCAGCAUGUCCGAGCACGAGCAUGCCAUCGUGGACAUCGUUACUCAACUCGAGUCCGAACUGGAGGAAGGAACUCUGGCUCAUUGGUUGUGCUACCGCAUGAUUGACCUCCUGUCCAGGCAGGCGGAUGACACAGUGGGGUGCAUCGAGGCUUGUCGGGAUGUGAUUGCACAGCUCAAGCACGGGAGGAGUCCUUCCGUGUUUGAGUGUGUCAGCGCUAAUAUAACAACAUGGCGAAGUGAGGUCAAACACUGGGUGGCGGACCAGGGAGCUGGCGUGGCUUUGAUACAGGAAACCCGCGUUCUGGAAAAAGAUUCGCCGGCGAUGCAGGCUGGCAUGGAAGCGCUCUACCGAGUAUGGACCGAACCCGCUCAAGCCACUGGUCGGGGGGGCAGCAGCGGUGGAAUCGCUUUUAUGGUGGCUUUUGGUAGCCUUUACCUGGAAGACGGCCAGGACCCCAGCACUCCGGUGAAUGCCAAAAUCCUGGGAAGGUGGGAGGCAGGGCAAUUGCCCAUGAUGCAGUUUCUCCGGUUCCCGGGUGUGGUGGCCAAAGAGGAGGCUACGAGGUUUCUGGCCGAUGUCAGCCACAGUGUGGAGUCGUCCCUGCUGCUAGGGGGUAACCUUGCGGGGUAUUGGAACCGGAUCUGCGUCUGGUACGUGUCGUAUCCGCAAAAAACCUGCCCCACAUCAGUCCAAGCGAAGUUGCAGCAGCACCUCACGCACAUGCCAGAGAAGUGGCAGGAUCAUCCCGGCAUGACGGCAGCGGAGUAUGCUGACAGAAUGUGGGAGGAUGCGAUUCUCUUCUCACAGCAUCGCUCGGAGCUUCAUAGGGUGGCCAAAGAGCAGCUGCAGGCGGCAACCAAGGCAGACAGGCAGGACAUCGCGGUGCGCUACCAGGCCCAUGUUCAGAGGCCCUUCCAGGAGCUUGCCAUGGAGGUGCGCAUCCAUGCUCGCCGUCAGCAUUGGUUAGCCCAGGAGGAGGCACAAACCCUGCCCCCGAUCAACUUUGAAGGCGCGGUCCGAAAGUCUGCAAAGAUCGGGAAAAAAGCGUGCGGCCCAGACGAGUGGUCAGCCGACAUGCUUCGCAGCCUCACUCCCGAUGCCGUGCGAGUGCUGACUGAAGAAAUGAUGCAGUGGGAGCGGGAAGGCGUCCUUCCAAAGCAGGUCUAUGGGGGGGACCGGCACAUAGAAGCUGAGGCCAUUAUGGCACCUCCCAUUCGCACGAACCAGGGACUCGAUCUUUGGAUCGAUGACAUAGGCGUCCUCUUUGGUGUGGUCCAAAAAAAGACGGUGUUCGUUUGUACUACCGGAGCCGCCAAGGCGGCGGUUGGGCGGUUAAGAACGGCAGACGAACCGCCCGUGGCAGUCACUGCGACCGACCUGGGCUUGGACUGCGGAGGCGGUAGUCGGCGCAGAGUUGGCAAACACAAGGCCCGCGUUCAAAAGGCUAGGGGGAGACUAAAGCGGCUCAGGGCUCUGGGCCCAAAGGACAAAAAAGUCAAAGUUCGCUUGGUCAAAGGAUCCCUGCAGCCAGUGGGCAUCUACGGACACCAAGCGCCCGGGGUGACCCCGAGAAGGAUGAAAUGGCUGAGGUUUAUGUAUGCUGAGGCGCUUGGUAGAAUGAAGGUAGGCUCCGUCCUGUGUGUGAUAGAGGAGCACGCCCACAAGAAUACGGACCCGAAGGAACUCAUCGUGGCUCAGCAUAUCCAAGCACACAGUCGGCUGCUGAAACAAUGGCCGCAAGAGACAGAGAGCAGCCUGGCAAAGGCUUGGGCAACUUUGGCGGACACGUUGAAACAGAACAGAUGGCCCUGGCAGCGGGUCACGGCUCCACUGGGUGCUAUGCUUACCUACAUGCGAGACCUGGGGUGGCAGACUGACAGUCCCCGGUAUUGGGCCAUCGACCAGGCGCAAUACGAUGUGGCGUCCACGUCUGGAAUGCAUGCCAUUUUGUGGCAUCUGCGUCAAAGAAUCCAAAAGGAGCGAUGGCUGGACAUUGCCAAGACGCCGGGCGCAAUAGGAGUUGAAAAUGGCAUCGACUGGAAGGCCGCCCACAAGGCUCUCUUAAAGCUAGGGCCUCUGCAGCAGACCGGUUUGAAGGCGUUGUGGCAGGCAGCGCUCAAGGCCGGCAGCGGGGCGUGGUGCCAAAGGUGCCAGCAGGCCGCCACGAUUGAGCAUGUCUUGUACGACUGCACCAUGUGGCAUGGUCAUGAAGAGCCACCUCCAGAAGUGCGGGCGCUCAGGCUGACGGGCGCUUGCCCCAGUCUAUGGUUGCGGGGGCUCCCUCCUGCCAGGGAGUUCUUCUCUCAAGACUUGAAGGUGGAAAUCAACGGAGUGUGGCCGGUUAGGGACACUGCAGGCAUCUACUUCGCCACGGACGCCACUGGACCUCAGGACCCGAGGGCAGGGCCGGUGGUGUGGGGAGCAAUAGCUUUUCGCCUGGUGAGUAGUCCGGAGAACGAAGCAUCAGGUGAGCUAGUUGAGGUGGUAGCCUCUAUCACCGGUACGCUUCCGUGGGAGCAAACAGUUUUUCGGGGCGAAGCCGCUGCGCUCAAGGAAGUGGUUCUAGCACACCCGGACGCGGAUGGCAUGGAUAUAACCCUGGACUGCGAAGGCGUCCUUCGCAGAGUCCAGCGGCGGACACCAGGCCACAGCAACAGGGACUUGCUGGACCCGAUCCGGGAGCAGAAGCACCGGGUCCAGUUGACCUGGAUAAACUCGCACCUGGCGCCGAAGGAGUUCGCCUACAAAUUCGGGGCUCAAUCGGAGUGGCGCAGGCGUGCCAAUGGCCUGGCUGAUGCUUUGGUCAAGGAUAGGGCUCGUCGCAUUGCUGGGCCCGGGACCAAGUGCGAAGUGGAGCAGUGGGAUGCCGAGGUAGGUGCAAUCCUGCAAUUCCUGGGGUGGCGUGUGUCCCAUCUGCUCACUGCAGACGAGGCCGAUAAGGCGCAGGUGGAUUUUGAGCACAGGCCACGCAUCAAAAGCCGCAACCGGCAAGGCGACACUAUGCAGGCUUCUGCUCCCGCCGUGCUAAGCCGGAGGCAGAGGUUGGAGCAAGUGUUGCAGGCGGAAGCUGGCAGCGGCCAUCAGUGGCAAGAAGGCCACAGGGGGAGCACAAACCUCACAAUCUCCUGUAAGACCUGCAACCUUUACGUCCAGCAAAACGAGGAGGCCAAUGUCUUUGAACGAAAGCUGGCACAACCUUGCAUAGGAGAGGGUCCGAUCAGCAGUGUCAUCGACUGGGAACGCCGAUAUGACCCAACAGCCACUGCAGUUCCCUCGCAACCGGAGGCCAGCAAAAAGACACUUGUGCUAGAGCAGGUCAUCCCGCCCCCACAGGGAGGAGUCGGCUGGGCGAUCACGAGCGAGAUGCUCGACCAAUGCCUGGAGAUGCAUGAACUUUGCAACCUGCAUCGGGAUCUCACCCCCUUGGACAGCGACCUCCGUCGGCAAGCUAUCAACUGGGAGAGCCUCCCUGCAUGGUACCCCGCCAUCCCGUGCGAUGAGAUCUUCAUUUUCACUGAUGGAUCCUUCAUCAAAGGCAAGAGUGUGGCCACCUGGGCAUUAGUGGUUGUCGCAAGGCAAGGCCAACACAUAGGUACUGUCGGGUUUGUUGCCGGCCAGGCUCAGACACCUGGCACACAGGAGCCUUCUGCUUACCAAGGUGAGUUAGCAGGUCUGCUGCACGCCGCGGCCCUUGCCUGUAAGACGCAUUGCCCUAUAGUGCACAUAGGCAGCGACUGCCAGUCAGCUUUGCUUGUUGGCACAGGGGCGGCGGCGGCCCAGAUGUCAGACUCGGCCGCGCGUGCCACCCAGGCACUGACCCAUUUGGCCGGUAUCCGGGGCACCCUGCUUCUGUGGCAUAAAGUUGAGGCUCAUUGCGGAUGCGCUUUCAACGAACUGGCAGACGCCCUCGCUAAGCAGGCGGGGCGACUCAAAGGGCGGAGCCCGUGGCCCUGCGAAACUCCUAGUUUUGAUGCUGCCGUCCAGGAGCACCUGCUCGAGAAGCUGUGGCUGUCAUGCCACUGUAUCCCCGGCAUACCUUGUCUUCUGCCCAGCGGACAGUGGCCAGCGACCUCCGGUAACCCAGUGCUACAGCAGUGCGACCCUUGCCCAGCCGGGUUCGCCGACGGGCCACCGCCCCAGGACCUUUGCCACCUGAACAUGCGUGUUGUGCAGUACAAUGCCCUCUCCCUUCGUGGCGGGGCGGCCAUGGCACUGAUUGCCAAGGGUUUGAGACACAACAACAUCGCGAUUGCCGGCUUCCAAGAGACUCGGCAGGGGCAAACGGGCUUCAGUACCCACGAGGGCUGGUGGAUCCUCAGUGCCAGUUGUACAGACAAAGGGGUCGGGGGCACCCAGGUGUGGAUUAAUCCCAAUCAUGCAGGACUUACUUGGGAGCGCAAAUGCAUUUCUGUCUUCCACGCCUCGCCGCAGAUUCUGGUAGUGCUUUCCAGGGUCAACGGGCUGGACCUGGCCAUUGUCAGCGCUCACGCGCCUCCGGCGACCAGCCCGGAAGAAGUCCUCGACGAGUGGUGGGGCACCUUGGCCCGGAUCCUGGCGCGGAUCCCCUCACGCUUUACGCUACUUCAAUGCAUUGAUGCCAAUGCCAGAUUCCACCCCGACCCAGCACGCCGGGCUACCCUCGAGAGCGCGCCAAUCUGUGGGAACGCUCGGAGGCUAAGGCAGCAUGCUUUCACUACGGAGGCCGAGGUAACAGAUCUUUUCUCGCAGAGCGGUAAAAAAUUGAUCUCGUGGCGCAGCCCUGCGGGGCAGUCCUCUCUCCUGGACUACAUCCUCUUCCCGAGGGGCUGGAAGGCCGCGGCCACCACUGAGGACACACCUGACCUCCAGGACCUUCACGGCGACAUUGACCAUGCGCCAGUCCUACUCACCCUGGAUGUUCGCUGUGCUACACGCCGGGGAGCCGCGGAACCUCGUAUCGACGUCACUGCACUCCAGACACCGGCAGGGCAAGCAAUCGCCAGAAGGGCCUUGGAGACAGUUCCCCCCAUCCCGUGGGAGGUAUGCAGCACGCAGCACCUGGACCACAUCCACCGGCAUAUCCUGCAGGCUCUCCAGGAGCUACCAAAAGCCCCGCCAAAGCCACGCAAUCCUGCGUACACGCCCGCUACUUUGGAACUGGUGCUCCGGAAGCGACACAUCCGCAGGUGCCUACGCACGGUCCGACAGCGCGGCGAAGCCCUGCAGCCUGGCCCGCAGGGCCAGCAGGGGGCGGGAGACAGCCAGGAUAGGCAGGAUAGGUUCGAGGCGCAGGUGCGGCAACAUAGCCGCAACGAGGAAAGCUGGGUCCGCUUGCUCCGAGAUGUGUCUGAUGCGCUCUUCCUUUCCAUGCAGCAGGACCGAGCAGAAUUUGCGCGGGCUGCCAUAGCCAAUGCACGUGAGGCGGGUACCCGCGAGUUCGCGUACAAGCUCCGGGCUGUUCUGAGGACGGGGAGACGUUUCCGCAGUCCCCCGCUUGUUCCGGUCUUCAAUAGGGAGGACGGUGUCACGGCGGGGCGAGAGCCUGUUUUGGAUGCCUUCGCCGACUUCUUUUCGCGACCUGAGCGAGCACGACCGGUUGCACGGCAGAGCCUCUACAGCUCGCAAAACAGCCCAAACCCACAGCAGCUCAGGGAUGCAAGCGACAUGCCAAGCGUUGUGCAACUCUCCAGUGCCAUUGCACGCCUCAAGCGCGGCAAGGCACCUGGCAUCUCCAAGAUACCAGCUGAGGUGUUGCAAAGCAGCCCGCUUGCCAGCGCAAAAGCUAUAUGGCCGGUCAUGGCCAAAGCUCUGACAAGGGACCCAAUGCCCUUCCAGUGGAGAGGAGGGAUGGCGACGGCUAUUCCAAAGCCGGGCAAAGAUGGGUCCCUGCCUCAAGGAUACCGCUCGGUGAUGCUUCUGGAGCCGUCCGCUAAAGCGGUGCAAACCGCUUUCCGGCCGUCCAUUCAGGAGGCCUUUGUUGCCCUCCGCACCCCCCUUCAUUAUGGAGGGCUCUCCGGAGCGCCCAUCACCCUGCCAGCUUCAUGUGCCAGAGCCCACCUGCAGUUUCUUAACACAAAGGGCCUAUGCGGGGGCGCAGUUUUCAUAGACUGCGCGUCCGCCUACUACAGCGUGGCACGCGAAAUUCUCGCAGCACGGCCCGAGCAGAUCCGAGAUGACCAGUGGGCGCAGGCUCGCGCCGCCUUCUUUUUUACAGAUGUGCCGAGCCAACUGGCCUUUAUACGGGCGCUCAGAUCCCACACGGCGGCAGCCACGCUCGCGGAAAAUCCACUCUUGGCACACUUUCUUGCCAAGCAGUUGGAUGGCACGUGGUUCGUCACCAGGACGGACACGCAGGUCAUCAUGAAGGCCGAGAGCGGUACAGCCCCCGGAUCACCGAUCGCCGGCAUCCUUUUUGGGAUUGUCUUCCAGCGUUUCCUCCGCGACAUUAACGCCACGCUGGAAAAGGGGAACUACCGGGCCUUUGCGUCCUUUACGGGCGACACACAGCCAGACCUGUCUGCGCCUACUUGGGCGGACGAUGUGUGUGUUUUGUUCCAGACGGCUACUCCCGAGGCUGCCCCGGAGGCUGUGAAGGAGAUCCUCUGCCAUGUUGUGGCUGCAAUGAGAGUCCAGGGACUCGAGGCGAAUAUGGGCCCCGGAAAGACCGAGGCAAUGCUGGUGUUGCAUGGAGAAGGCUCACGCCAAGUCCGCCGGGCCCUUUUCUGCACUGAGAACCCAAGCGUCGCUUUCCAGGGGGCGCAUGGGGCCAUGGAGGUGCGCCUCACUUCUGAAUACACUCACCUCGGCUGCACGCUUCGAGCAGAUGGCACCGAACUCCCCUGCCUCCGUCACCGGGAACAGCAGGCGAUGCAGAUCUACCGCCCGCUCAGGAAACGCCUCCUGACGAACCCUUUUCUGACCGUUAGGGAAAAGACAGACUUGAUCCGGUCCCGGGUUCUGCCCUCCUUUUUGCACGGAGCGGGGAUGCUAACCCUCCGAAACACCAAGGAUAAGGACAAGUUCGAGGACACGAUCUUCAAAAUCUAUAGGGGGUCUUUUAGGCCCAUCCUCGGGGUUUCCUGCCAGGGCUACACUAACACCGAAAUAGUGGCCGCACUCGGAUACGCCACACCAUCCGAGUUGCUCACCGUGGCAAGGGCACGAACCCUGGCGGAGCUCGCUAAGGCCAAUCUGCAACCUGUGCUGCGCUGCCUUGAAUCGGCCGCCCUCUGA